Messenger RNA from Exophiala dermatitidis NIH/UT8656, 1056 nucleotides. RefSeq names its product 60S ribosomal protein L21-A. The record is from RefSeq and is a predicted model, not a curated record. Gene Ontology annotation, biological process: translation. Gene Ontology annotation, cellular component: cytosolic large ribosomal subunit; ribosome. Gene Ontology annotation, molecular function: structural constituent of ribosome. The coding region runs from base 166 to 642 and encodes 158 amino acids. The transcript is spliced from 4 exons. NCBI's taxonomy places the organism in Eukaryota, Fungi, Ascomycota, Eurotiomycetes, Chaetothyriales, Herpotrichiellaceae.
GUGCAAGUGUGGUCUGCGGUCUUGGCAUUUGCACUUUCGUGAGAGACUGUCGAAACUGCGGGCAGCAAAGCAGCAGUUCAACCACACAACACUUCCAAUUCCAACACCUGUCGCCUUUCCCAACCCUCCACCGUCGACAAGUCGCCUCGAAAUCAAUCCGGCACAAUGGGUCACGCAGGAGGUCUUCGAGCCGGCACGCGGUAUGCGUUCAGCCGUGAUUUCCGCAAGAAGGGCGCAAUUCAUCUGUCGACCUACUUGAAAACCUACAGAGUCGGAGACAUUGUCGACAUCAAGGCCAACGGCGCUGUCCAGAAGGGUAUGCCAUACAAGGUCUACCACGGCAAGACCGGUGUCGUUUACAACGUUACCAAAUCCGCCGUCGGCGUCAUCAUCUACAAGAAGGUCGGCAACCGAUACCUCGAGAAGCGUGUCAACGUCCGUGUCGAGCACGUCAACCACUCCCGAUCGAGAGAAGAAUUCUUGAACAGAGUCAAGUCGAACGCCCAGCGCCGCCGUGAAGCCAAGGAGAAGGGCGAGUCCGUCCAGCUCAAGCGCCAACCUGUUGGCCCGCGCCCGUCCCACGUCGUCGAGUUGACCGAGCUCGAGUCCCUCGCACCACAGCCUUACGACACUGCCAUCUAAACGAAGUUGUUCUCGCGUUUGUGGAAGGGUGGAAUGUGCUUCUUGGGUGUGUGUGGACCAGUACUUCGGAUUCGAAGUUUCCAAUUCGCGGAUCUCGAAUCUGGUCUCUUGUGGUUGAGCUUUCUCAAGCCGCUCUUGCUUAGCCAGCGGUCAGUGGAGGGGUGGUGAACCUUUGAGAAAGUGCUCGGAAAGUCAAUGCUUGAGAUGCUGCGAAACAUGCUUGGGUCCAUGGAUGGAUGGGACCUCAUCAGCAAGCAAUAGAAAGAGUGCCAGUAUCGAGGCAGGCCGCAGGCCUGUCUUGCUAUGAGAGUUAACGAUGCCGGUGGUGGUACAACAACCAUCACCACAUGCAUUUCUCCAUCUGGUUACAAAAAUGCCUACGAUCAAUUGCAAUCAAGAGAAUUUCUUCACCUG